ACAGAAAAUAGAGAAGAUGAUGAUGAUGACGAUGAAGAAGAUGAAGAUGACGAAGAAGAAGAUGCCGUAGAAGUACUAUCAUUACCAUCAUCCUUAGCACCUUCCUCACAGACCAAUAUUCAAAUUAUAAAUCUGUCUGAUAGCGACGAGGAUGAUGACUCACAUGAUCAUGAACAUCAUCAUGACCAUCAUGAUCAUGAACAAGACUAUGAUAGUGAUGAAGAUAGCGAAUUGGAUACAGUAUCAUUCGAACAAGUGGGGGCCAUUUCACCUGCUUUAGUUGCUGAAACUAGAAAAUAUUUAAAACAAAAUGGAACUCUCAAAUUCUUGGAGAAAUAUUUACCAACUGCAGCUUCUAGUGAAGAUAUUUUAAAAUUAAUCUUAAAAUUAGGAUUCUUUCCAAGAGAUUUGCCACGGUCAUUACAUAAAAAAGAAGAGAAUAACGACAGCAACAGUAAUAAUGAAGAUGUUGAUAAUGAAGAUCUUAUGAGAUUAAUUGGAAUAUUAAAUCGAGCUAUAAUAAAAGUAAAAUCAAUCAGAAAUAGAUUAGAUGAAGUUCAAACCAUUGAAGAUGCGUUGAAACUACUUAAAACUUCCAAAAAGAUUCUUGUCAUUACUGGAGCUGGAAUUUCAACUAGUUUGGGUAUACCUGAUUUCCGGUCAUCUCAAGGGUUUUAUAAUCAAUUACAACAUUUAGGAUUAAGUGACCCUCAAGAAGUAUUUGAUUUACAAUUAUUUUUAACUGAUCCAUCAUUAUUUUAUUCAAUCGCAUAUAUGAUCUUACCCCCCGAAGAAAUUUAUAGUCCCUUACAUUCAUUCAUUAAACUUUUACAAUCAAGAGGGAAAUUAUUACGGAAUUAUACUCAAAAUAUCGAUAAUUUAGAAAGUUAUGCUGGAAUAUCAUCAUCAAAAUUAAUUCAAUGUCAUGGAUCGUUCGCCACAGCCACUUGUAUCACUUGUAAAUAUCAAAUCAAAGGGGAAGUAAUCUUUGAUAAAAUCAGAAAUAAAGAAAUUCCUUAUUGUCCGAAAUGUACCAAAACUAGAAAUCAAUUAUUAAGAGAUGAUGAAGAAGUAUACAUUGCUGAAAGCUUUGGGGUAUUCAAACCAGAUAUAACUUUCUUUGGCGAACCUUUACCCAAGACAUUCCAUGAUAUGAUUAAUGAAGAUUUGCACGAGUGUGAUUUAUUAAUCAGUAUUGGUACUUCAUUAAAAGUUGCUCCUGUGGCGGACAUAGUUGAUAAAGUUCCCCCAGAAGUUCCUCAAAUAUUAAUCAAUAAGGAUCCUAUCGACCAUUGUAAUUUUGAUAUUAGUUUAUUAGGUUAUUGUGAUGAUGUGGCAAGUUAUUUAGCUAAUGAAUUAGGUGAAGGUUGGGAUUUACCUCAUGAGAAAUUUAAUGAGAUUAGAGGGUUGGAUCCUGAAGGUAGUAAUUUAGAGAUUAGUCUUACUGAUGAGGAUCGUAGAGAAUAUGAGAUUGUGAAUUUAAUCACUAGGGAGAAAGAGGAUCUAGAAGCAGCUGCUAUUGCAGCAGAAAUUGCUGUAAACAGUAAUGAUGACGAAGAUGAUGAAGAUGAAGAAGGAGAAAAGCAAGGUAUCGACGAUGGUGAUGAGCAAGACAUCAAACCUGCUGUAGAGAUUAUAGAUUUGGACGUAGAGUCCUGAAUCUUUUAGAUGACUUAUAACACUUUAGCUAUUAGGCUUGGUAUAUAAUAUUUGUAUAGAUUAAAGAUCGCAUAUGGGGCCAAAAAAUGUUGCAUCCUAAAAAAAUAUAAAAAAUAAAAAAAAGUUUUCAAAAUCAGUUUACAGAUAAUAACUAUCGAUUGCAAUUAGAUACAAACAGACGAUAUGCUUC
This is a messenger RNA of Scheffersomyces coipomensis, 1849 nucleotides long. RefSeq names its product histone deacetylase (gene HST1). The coding region runs from base 487 to 1659 and encodes 390 amino acids. NCBI's taxonomy places the organism in Eukaryota, Fungi, Ascomycota, Pichiomycetes, Serinales, Debaryomycetaceae. Gene Ontology annotation, molecular function: NAD+ binding; histone H4K16 deacetylase activity, NAD-dependent. The transcript has a single exon. The record is from RefSeq and is a predicted model, not a curated record. Gene Ontology annotation, cellular component: nucleus.